This is a messenger RNA of Chondrus crispus (carragheen), 1218 nucleotides long. RefSeq lists its product as hypothetical. The transcript has 2 exons. The record is from RefSeq and is a predicted model, not a curated record. Gene Ontology annotation, molecular function: N-carbamoylputrescine amidase activity. Lineage: Eukaryota; Rhodophyta; Florideophyceae; Gigartinales; Gigartinaceae. Bases 1 to 1113 code for a protein of 370 amino acids.
AUGAUCGAUGCCGAUGGCCAACAGUUAGGAAUUUAUCGAAAGUCUCAUAUACCAGAUGGCCCUGGAUAUCAGGAGAAGUUUUACUUCACACCUGGUGACACCGGUUUCCGCACCUUCAAAACUAGAUAUGCCGCCAUUGGCGUCGGCAUUUGUUGGGAUCAAUGGUUCCCUGAGGCUGCUCGAUGCAUGGCUCUACAAGGAGCGGAGCUUCUCAUGUAUCCCACCGCCAUUGGGUCUGAGCCUCAAUACCCCGCGAUGGACACUUGUGCACAAUGGCAGCGCUGUAUGCAGGGGCAUGCAGCUGCUAACAUGAUCCCUAUUAUCGCUUCAAACCGCGUUGGAAAAGAACUUUCCAUGGCGUCUGACAUAUCUGUCACUUUCUACGGUUCCUCAUUUCUCACCGACCAUUACGGCGCAAUCGUCGCCGACGCUGGUCGUCACCAGGAUAGCACCUUAAUGCACACAUACAACCUUGAUGAGAUGCGUUCAGCGAGGCAUCAGUGGGGUAUUUUCCGCGACCGUCGCCCAGACCUCUACACCGCUCUUUUUUCGUUCGACGGUAGCGCCGCAGCACAUGUGGUGACAGAUAACAGGCGCGCUCCUUCUUUACCAUCCCCAUUCCACACUGCCCGCGCUGUAGGGCCGGCGCAAGUGGCGAUGCCGGGCCUGACCCACCCCAAGAAAAUCGGCGAUCCAGACACGCUUGUUCCUCCUCAUGCAAUGGUUCCUGUUGUCGAAGAGACGAGGCGCGGGGGGCUGGGGCACACAUUUGAUCUCCAUGAAGCUUCUUUCAUUGGCGACGUCAAAGCCAGCGCGCAGCGUAGACCCCGAGGACGGUGUUGGGUAUGCCGUGCAAAGACAACCUACGAGUGUAAACUUUGCACACCGGGACCGGUGCCGUUGUGUAAUAGGACGGCUAGGGAGUGCUGGUGGAAAUACCACGCCGGGGAAAUUACCCAAUUUGUACCAAACAAACGGGGCAGGAAGCGUCGAAAGAAUGAACACAGCGAAGUCCACGGCAACGAGCAUCCCGAAGGGGAUGAGAGUGAUGACGACGUUGAAGAUUCGAAGCAAGAUGCGGAUCCAGGCAAUGUGGGAGCGUUGCUCGGGUGACUGCGAGGCCCCGGAUAGAAGACAUCUUGCGAAACAGCAAGCAAGUAGUGUGUACAUGUUAAAGGACCAUCAUGGUACAGUGCCGAGACACUUGAAGCUUUGGGA